Molecule: messenger RNA, 1614 nt
Organism: Aspergillus uvarum CBS 121591
Lineage: Eukaryota; Fungi; Ascomycota; Eurotiomycetes; Eurotiales; Aspergillaceae
Product: aromatic prenyltransferase
Exons: 4
Coding region: 1-1293 (430 amino acids)
Biological process (GO): alkaloid metabolic process
Molecular function (GO): transferase activity, transferring alkyl or aryl (other than methyl) groups
Source: RefSeq, a predicted model, not a curated record
AUGGCAACAACAGACCAGUCGCAGGAGUCACUGACGCAGCCGAGCAAGGCUUCCGACAGCCCUUGGGACAUCAUCGUUCAAUAUCCCACGCAGCCUCCAAACCCCAACGAGCUGAAGUGGUGGAAGAACAUCGCCCCGCUCAUGGGCCGCCUCCUCCAAGUCGCACAAUACCCUCUACCCCAACAGUACCACUACCUCCUCUUCCUCCGCAAUCAGCUCGUACCCUUCCUAGGCCCGUACCCGCAUCAAUGGCGCAGCCUGCUAACCAUUACGGGCCACCCAUUCGAGAUGAGCCUCAAUUUCCAGGGCAAUGGCUCCGCGUCGACCGUGCGUCUCACCAUGGAACCCAUUGGACCGAUGACAGACACGGCCCAUGACCGCUUCAAUCAGGUGGCGGCCGCGCAAAUAUCCGCCCAGGUGGCAGCUCAGGGGCUGAAGGCCUUCGACAUGGAGUUGCACCGGCAGAUCAUGGGCUACUUCGCCGUCUCCGGCGAGGAGGAGCAACGGCUCGUGCGCGACUACGCAUUCAAGCCCCACUCGGUGCAAGGCACCUACUGCAUCGGGUUUGAUUUCCUGCCUGCCGGCACCAUCGCAGCCAAGGGCUAUGCGUUCCUGGGCGUCCGGUGGAAACUCGCCCCGGCGGCGCUGGGAGCCGCCGUUCUCGAGUGUCUGGCACGCAUGUACGCGCGAACCGGGACCGGAAAUGUGGCUGCGGCGCGGAUGGCGGUCGAAUAUCUGGAGGCCGGCAAUCAUUUCACGGAAUUCAACUUUCUAGGGUGGGAUUAUGCUGAUGCGGCGACGUCAAGGUUGAAGCUCUACGGGAUGUGUGGCGGCGAGAAGCCUCCAAGUCUGGAGAAGGCGGAGGAUGUGUGGACGCUGGGGGGGAAAGCGCAGGGAGAAUCGUGGUGUGAGAAGGGUCUCGAGCUGCUGCGUCGGCUGUGGGCGUAUCUGGAGGAAGAUGACGAGGCGGGAAUGGAGCUCUUCGUCUUAGCUUGGAACUAUGAGAUCCAUACGGAUCGCGAGACGCCUCUCCCCAAGAUGUACCUGUCGCUGCAUCGGAAGAACGACUUAUUUGCGGCCAGGGCUCUGGCCCGGUUUUUUCGGUCACUCGGUUGGGAGGAUAAGGCGAAUACUUACAUCGAUGACCUGCAGUAUGUUUUUGCGCAUGAGGAUCUGAGCCGAACCACUCGGGUCCACAGCAUCGUGUCCCUCGCGUAUACGGAGGAGAAAGGAGCGUAUGUGAGCAUGUACUAUCAUUCCUGCUUGGAGUAUGGGACUUCUCUGUUGGAGUAGUACUUUGAUUUCUCGAAUGGGGUGUUGAAGACUGUUUGAGCCGGGGGGUUAGGGAGCUUUGCGAAUUUGAGGAGGGAGAUGAAUAUGGCCGGGCGAGGCGAGCCGGAAGGCUUAAAUGGGUGCCCGGUGGUUACUGCCAGGUCUUCAAGCACGGCAAAGUGGGCAAACACUCCAUGCUUCCAGGUAUCUUCGGCUAGUAGUACAGUGCUCGAGCAUACCAUUACAUUACUUGAAGCUUUGUGUUGAUCUACUGAUAUGCCCCGUCCAAAUCCAUCUUGACUAGCCCGCUAAAGCUCUCUUAGUCAACGUCACAAGUCUUGC